AUUCUACUGCCAAUAUUUGUCUAUGGAGAUUGCAUGGCUGUGUGCUCGAUUUCAUUCGCCUGUCAGUAACGAGUUUGGCUGAAAUAAUAAAAUCCACUAAUUUGAAGGGGUGUCCACAUACUUUUCAUGCGGUGUAUGUAUGUCUAAGGGUAAAACCAUUUUGCUCGGAUUUGACUGUUUUAUCUUCCAUGGCCGUGCCCUGAGACAGCGACUCCGGUUUGUCCAGUUGCGCAAUCACCAGAUAAACAAACUGAAUCCACUGUGAAGCUGAUAAGGGUGUGUUUAUAUUUUCACAGGAGCUCUCCAAUGAGUACAAAUUAGCUUGCCUACACUCUUGAAAGCAAAGGUGUUUUCACACAGGAGAGACAAGGAUGUAUACCUUUUUGCUUGUUGGUUUGGUAGUUGGUAUUGCAUAUAUUUAUCACAGUGUUGUGGUUAAAGGAAAGAGAUGCAAAAGUAAAGCAAAACUGCAUGGGAAAACUGUCAUCGUAACUGGAAGUAACACAGGCAUAGGGAAGAUGACAGCGCUAGAUCUGGCCAGAAGAGGUGCCAGAGUCAUCCUGGCCUGCCGCAGCAAACAGAGAGCUGAGGCCGCGCUCGCUGACAUCAAGAGGGAGAGCGGGAGUAAUGAGGUGGUGUUCAUGCAGCUGGAUCUGGGGAGUCUGAAGUCUGUUCGCGCCUUUGCUGAAACCUUCCUAAAGACUGAGCCCAGACUCGACCUGCUCAUCAACAAUGCAGGUAUUUACAUGCCAGGCACCACAGAGGACGGCUUGGGGAUGAUGUUUGGUGUCAACCACAUCGGUCCCUUCCUGUUGACCAACCUGCUGUUAGACCGUAUGAAGGAGUGUGGUCCGAGUCGAGUGGUCAACGUGUCAUCCAUCGGUCAUAACUUUGGCACCAUCGACUUCAACUGUUUGAGCACUCACAAGGAGUUAGGAGUUGGAAAUUCUGCCACAGAUGUUUUCAACAUCUACACCAACAGCAAGCUGUGUAAUGUUCUCUUCACCCAUGAGCUGGCCAAGAGACUGCAGGGCACAAAUGUUUCCUGCUACACCCUUCACCCAGGAGCCAUCAACUCUGAACUGUUUCGCGACGUCAACAAGGUGUUCAUGAUUCUGAUGAAGCCUUUCCUCAUGUUCUUCUUCAAGGACACUGUUGCGGGGUCUCAGACCACCCUACACUGUGCCCUGCAGGAGGGCCUGGAGCCCCUCUCUGGAUGCUACUUUUCUAACUGUUCAGUCAGGAGCCUCUAUGCUAAGGCCAGAGACAACGCGGUGGCCAAGAAGCUAUGGGAAGUCAGUGAGAGUCUGAGUGGCCUAUCCUCUUAAGAAAAUCACUCUGAAUCUCCAGUUUUAACUGGACUUCAACCUACUAACCAAUAUGCUGUGUUCUUUCAAAACAAAACUGUAAUUCUUUCAGUUUUGCUUUAUAAAAUGUACAUGAAUAGAAGUAUAUGGAUGAAGUGCUUGCUUUUUCUUACCUAACAUUGAUUUAUGGGACAUUUAAUUAGAGACGUUUUUAUUUAUAUUUCUUACAAAACAGUAAAUAAACCUAAACUGUUAAGAA
This is a messenger RNA of Salvelinus fontinalis (brook trout), 1566 nucleotides long. RefSeq names its product dehydrogenase/reductase SDR family member 13-like. Bases 372 to 1328 code for a protein of 318 amino acids. The record is from RefSeq and is a predicted model, not a curated record. The transcript is spliced from 5 exons. Lineage: Eukaryota; Metazoa; Chordata; Actinopteri; Salmoniformes; Salmonidae.